CAUAAAUAACCCCUUUCGCCACCUCUCUCUCAUCAAAAACUUCUCAUUUCUCCUUGAAUUUUUCUCCUCACUAGCUCUCUCACUCUCACCAAAGAAAAACAAAACACUAGAACUAAACAAAUGGCGGUAAAGAGAUCUUCUAAGCUAACACAAACAGCAAUGCUAAAGCAAAUCCUCAAGAGAUGCUCGAGCUUAGGCAAGAAACAAUGCUACGACGAGGAAGGUCUCCCUCUUGACGUACCAAAGGGACAUUUUCCGGUUUACGUAGGCGAAAAGCGUACAAGGUACAUCGUACCAAUCUCCUUCUUGACUCAUCCUGAAUUCCUGAUCCUUCUUCAACAAGCAGAGGAAGAGUUCGGCUUUCGUCAUGACAUGGGAGGACUCACCAUCCCUUGUGAAGAAGUUGUUUUUCUCUCUCUAACAUCCAUGAUCAGAUGAGAAAAUAAUAGAGAGAGUGUUUAAGUAUGAUGAGGACUAAGAUUCUUUUGCUUCUUCUUUUUUUACCUUUGGAUAGUGAUUUAUUAUCCAAAUGGUUCUUUUUUUACGGACUAAAACCUGUAAGAUCCACCCAAAAGAUCAUUCUCUACAUGGAUCAUGUAAAUCUCGGGUUUUAGUUCGUCAGUUAACGCCUUAAUGGGUUUGUAUUCGAUGGAAUGGUUUUUUUUUUUUCUAUGAGCGCUGAUAAGUGGUGGCUUGCACUAUAGUAGAUGAUUAGUGCAAGUUUAAUAUUGGCCAAAUUUUUUUAUAGUUCGAAUCUAUGAUCGUUGAAGUUCUUUGAAACUAAGAAAUGUUUGAACUUUGUAUGAAUCUUUGUUGGGUUUUUCCUCACGGAUGUAUAUAUAAGUACGUUUGACAUGUAUGCGAGUGAGCUAGUGAUGUAUAAAUGAAAAUUUUCAUCCGAAAUUCAUACCAUCAGAACGGGUUAUAAAUGACUACAUAUUAUCCACGAUAAACAGACAGACAAACCGAUCAGCUUAGAUGACUCAAUAUUGAAAAUUGAUGCCUCGGAUAUAAGAAACAAAAACAAUAAAAUUACAUUAGUUAGUAG
Molecule: messenger RNA, 1048 nt
Organism: Arabidopsis thaliana (thale cress)
Lineage: Eukaryota; Viridiplantae; Streptophyta; Magnoliopsida; Brassicales; Brassicaceae
Product: SAUR-like auxin-responsive protein family
Exons: 1
Coding region: 121-438 (105 amino acids)
Biological process (GO): response to auxin
Cellular component (GO): plasma membrane
Source: RefSeq, marked reviewed